Molecule: messenger RNA, 1746 nt
Organism: Porites evermanni
Lineage: Eukaryota; Metazoa; Cnidaria; Anthozoa; Scleractinia; Poritidae
Source: the annotation of a GenBank genome assembly
AUGGAUAUUCUUUGCCAAAGUUGUAUAAACCAUGAUGAAGACUUGGUUGGCUAUCCAGAUGAUGAUCGAGGUGAAAACAUCGAAAGUGAAAGAGCGCAAAACAACUACAGCCGGGAAGACAGCGGUUAUGUUUUGAACGUCAACGCUCCAUGCAUGCAAAUCGGUAGACAAAACGACAUAAGUUUUGGUUCAGUGGAUAAAACUUCUGACAGCAAAGUAAAUGAAAGCGAUGAAAGUGGUCCCGUGCUGACAGAGUUUUGGAGACCAGCUGGCAAAUUGGGCGUCGGUCGCAGUAGAAUUGGUUUUCCAGAUUGUAAAUACGAUCACUUGGUUCAACUGUUCGUCCGCAAGAAUAAGUACACGAGAGAAGCUCUUGACAUCACAGAUGAUUACAAAAUAACCAUUACGGUAACUUACCAUGAAGCCAAUGAUAGCAGCUUUCAAAUGCCCGAUUAUCAGUGUAAACGCCUCAAAACUGAAACCCAAUGUGGUGUAAACCGAUCAAUGGUGGGUGUUGUUGGCUUCCUGUUUCGUUUUCACGAGCCUAACACAAAAUACAAGAUCACCUGCACGUUGCUUACAACUCCACCAAAAAGGGGAGGAAAAACUAAUAUUGCUAGAGAAACUGACGCUUGUAAAAAACUUAGUGAAAUUUCAGUCGUUUUAGAAACAGGAGAAAGAUCAAAAUGGAAAACAGUUAAGCCCAGGCAGAAGACCGAACUGAGUAAGGUUUCACUGUCAUUUGCAUUGGGACAAGCUUCUUUGUCCAAGAUGAACACAGAACUGUGUAAGAGAUCCGCUUGGGUGAUUAAUCAGCUACAGGCGCUUCGUAAUGAUGGAAAGUGGGAAGAUUUCGACAAAUUUUCGGGCGAUCUUCUUCUUAAAUAUCCUGAUACCGACACGCAAAUUACUAUUAAAAUGGAACAGGGCUUGGCAGCUCUAUAUAGAAACAAAGUCGCAAGCGCUCUUGAGUUUCUUGAUGAAUCUUUCAAGUUAAUGCCACAGGCCAAGAACGUAGAACUUUUAGCUGGUAGAUACUACGGUUAUCGCGCGGGAAUCGCUAGGCGAAAAAAGAAUUUAGGUGAAGCCGCGACAUUCAUGCAACUUGCGCAAAAGAACACUAUUGCUUGUCACACGCACCUAGACUUCAUUAGCUACAUCGCCUACGAGAAGGCCACUGUUUUGCUCGAUUUCAUUGGACUCGCACCUCAGAAAAGCCUUCAACGAGUGAGAGAGGCUCUGGAUAAUCUUGAAAGGAGCAUAGAUCUGUGUAUGCAGCUGGAAAGGGAUGAUCACGAUCUUCGCAUACAAAGGCACCACUUCGCCUUCAUCAAAAUUGCAAUGUUGUCGCUCGACUGUCGAACGGAUGCUGCGCGCGAACGCAUUCUUACCGAGGAAUUUUUAGCAAAAGGCCAGGACUGUCUAAACACACUGAAAACCAAGUACUGGUCAGAGAUCGCCGAGGGUGUUAAGAUUCAGUUCUAUCUGGCUAGCUCCGAUCUAGAAUACCGUAAAGGCAACUUUGUGGAGGCAGAGAGGUUCGCUAGUUUAGCGAAGGACAUGGCGGAAGAUUUCGGAUUCAAUACGGAGACUACUCUCGCCCAAGAACGUCUAUAUCACAUCCGUGUUUGGACUGGAAAUGAUUCACGGCUAUUUACGCUACCAUCCGAAGGCGAGAGUGAAGGAGGGAAAGGUGACAUCGGUUCGACAGCAUCAGAAUCUGAUUGGCUGCAGAGUUUAGACUAG